Molecule: messenger RNA, 2883 nt
Organism: Lobosporangium transversale
Lineage: Eukaryota; Fungi; Mortierellomycota; Mortierellomycetes; Mortierellales; Mortierellaceae
Exons: 3
Coding region: 200-2854 (884 amino acids)
Source: RefSeq, a predicted model, not a curated record
AAAUUAUUCUGCUUAUUUUAUCGCACAAUAUUUUUCUUAGCCUUUACUCAUUCAAAUGCACAUGCGCCUGUGUGCAUUCUACCUGUUUUAUUUUAUUUUUAUCAAUAUUCACUGCUCAAAAGAAAGAGAAGGAUCUUGCAAUUGAUGUUCGUCAGGAAACUCCAAUGUUUUUGGUCUAGAUAAAAGAGCAACUAUUGGAAUGUUAAGCUCGGGAAGUCGGCAACCCACUAUUCUUAAGAAGCGUGAGAACAAAGUCAUCAUUAAAAAUACCCUGGCGAGUGAAUUUGAGUUCGACCGUCAGAUCAGCGACAAACCUUGGGAGCAAUAUGCACGCGAGGAACGUCAUACAGCUGCAUACAAUCCUGCCUCAGACAACAUGUCGACAUCACCUAUAUCAUUGCCACUCGAGAAUGGGUGCGCAACUAGUAGCAAUUGCAACGAUAACGUCAGCAUCAGUAGUAUAAGCAGUGGUAACACUGAUUUAUUUAGCGAGUAUACUUUGAACAUGAGAAGACUUGCACGUGAACGAAAUCAGCUACAAGAAGAAACUUUGAGAAGGAUAAGACAGUUAGAAGACGAGAUGCUUGAACAAGGCGUCCGCGUAUGGAAGGAUUGGUGUGCCUCGAAAAAGUUUUAUGAUCAAGAUCGAGUUACCCCUCAAAAAAUGAUAGAGUACAUGGAUUAUGUCGUCCAAUCAAGAGGGUUAUCUGAAGGGAAUACCAACACUGAUCCAGCACUUGAUGUCUUGCUUCGACCUGUGCUUGAGUUCUGGAAGAAACAAGAUGUUGCAGAAGUAACCGACCCGCCCGCACUAUCUCUUCCAAUCAGCGCCACGCAUCUCUCCUCAGCAGAGUCAACAUCAACAAGAAUGUUCCUGUCUUCAGUGGCUGUCCCACAUCGACUAUUACAUAUCCCUAAUACACAAAGUGAAAUCCGACAGCAACAGCAGCAUGCUUCAUACGAGCAAGAAGCGGGGCUUGCCACUGAAGGUUUGGAAUCCGGAUCAGAAGAGCUCCAUAGGCACUCGCAGCAAUCACAAAAUCCCGAAGGAACCAAAGCUAUAUUGACAUCAGAGUUGGAUAAAGUUAAUUUACAAGGGCGUUGUCACGGAGGAGCUCGUUUGGAGCCUAAAUUUAGUAGCGAGAGUGAGCAUACCCGUCACUUGGAAGCGAGAUUUGAGGAAAUGCAGCAAAUGUUUGAACGACUUGAGGACAAGCUCUAUGGGCAAGGACGCCGACGAAGAGGGAAACGGAGAGUGAGGAAACCACACAGACAUACACAUAAAGAAAAAUACGGUUCAUCGCAAGAGCACGACCAAUGGCAUCCUCAUCGCAAUCUCGAGCAACCUGAAGAGGAAGAGGAAUAUAGUUCGGACGAGUUUGACCCCACACAACUCUCAUUUGAACAUAGGAAGGAUGGAGUAAAUGACAACCAUACUGACAUGGAUAGCCAAUUGUUAUCUGGAAAUCCACCUCCCGAGCACCUGAGAGCAGAAUUGCAACAGGUAGAACGAAGACAAGGAGUGCGUGGUCGGCCAAGGAAAAUACGAGAAUUGUCGGAAACAGAACAACCGCAAGAGGAGCAUGUGAUCAAACUCAGAGAGAUUGAUCCUCAAAAUAACGAAAUACUAAACAAAACCCAACGUCCAUUGGUCGGCUCAAUUACGAGUCAAGAUAAACUUUCGUCCCUACCUCAAGCUGAAGCGACGAAACGAAGAAAACUAUCUUCAAGCCUUGACCAGAAUGCAGUAAACAGCGAAAUCGAACCUUAUGAUAAUAGUCAGGAGAGGCCACAGGCAGCUGUGAAUCAUAAUGCAAAAGAACAGAGUAUGCCAACUCAAGAGGCCGACCCCAUCUGUAUGCAUGCUUCGGAUGAAGGUGUACAACGUACUUUCCAAACUCCGGACGAAGGCACAACUCUGUUGCGCAGGUCAACCCGCAUAAGAAUUCCGAGAGAAUUAGGCAUCACCCAUACAAAUACCGCUACGCUAAGCUCGAUUAGAAGAGCAUUAAUAUUAGGAACAGCCCUGGAAUCAACAGCCACUGGCCUAGGGUCGAGUACCAGUGCACAAAGCGAAUCAUUUCGAGCACGAUCGAAACCUGAUUCAUUGAAGAGAUGGAGAGUAACACUUCCCACUUUCUAUAAGAAAAAAGCUGAGGCUAUUGCAUUUGCCAAGGGCGGUGGCUCGUCGGGAUCGGGCAUUAGUACUGGAAAAACCAAGAUACAUUCCCGAGGGAGACCGAAAUUGAUUAAACCAUUUUCGGAAUGGGGUAUACCCCAACGGACUCUCAAAGAUUUGAAGGUAGUAGAGUUGCAGAACAGUGAGAGACGAAUCUUUCGUAGGAAACUUGUCAUGCUAUGGGAGCCCAAUUUGUUUAUCAAAAAAGACUUUUCAAAAAUGACCGCAAGAGAACUUUGGCUAGAAUGGACUUAUAACUCAUGGGGUUGGAAACACUGUCGUUGCCCUACGCCACGAAUCUGGAAGCAGAUCGAGGAGGCCAUGAGCAGCGCAUCAAGGGACAGAGUGGUUGUAAAAGACGAUCAUGUCGAGAGCAAAGGGUUAGAUGUGGAAGCUAGUAAUAGCGACACGAAGUUACCAAUACCAAAUAUUGAUAAUACGCAAUGCGAGCAUGUCACUGUUGAUGAUUUCUACCCAACGGAAGAGCACUACUGCCAUGUUUCUGCCACAGCUUACAACUCAGUAAUGUCCCAUUUGCCGAUCAUCAUACGACAUGUUGAACGACAGGGCACUAUUACACUAGACGAUGCAUUACAGGCGCUGGAGGAGAUCCGAACCAAGGGUUUAUUAGAGAUAGUGCAGGCAUUAACGAACAAAGUUCAGAGCCCGGGAUAAAUUGUGCAUUUGCCAAAUUAAAUAAAUUG